This is a messenger RNA of Malassezia globosa CBS 7966, 1140 nucleotides long. RefSeq lists its product as uncharacterized. Gene Ontology annotation, cellular component: cytoplasm; nucleus. The record is from RefSeq and is a predicted model, not a curated record. Gene Ontology annotation, biological process: peptidyl-arginine methylation. Lineage: Eukaryota; Fungi; Basidiomycota; Malasseziomycetes; Malasseziales; Malasseziaceae. The transcript has 2 exons. Bases 1 to 1140 code for a protein of 379 amino acids. Gene Ontology annotation, molecular function: protein binding; protein arginine N5-methyltransferase activity.
AUGCUGGCUCCUGAACGCAUUGAGCGCAAUCUCGCGUUGCAUCGAGCAGCAGAAGAAGGAGAUAUCGUAGCAUGUAAAACAUUGCUAUCGAUCACGCAGCCGGGGGCAGACUGGGACGGUUCUGCUGAUGCAUGGUUUGCUGAUGAAGACAUGUUAGGAUGGGAUGCACUACAUUAUGCUGCAGAUGCUGGACACAUCGAUGUUAUACGUGUACUGCUCAAAAAUGGUGCUUUAUGGAAUGCCGUCGACGAUUUGGGAUUCACUGCUGCCGAUAUUGCUUGGUCGCGCAACCACACUAGGUGCUAUGACGUUCUGUUCGAAGAGGGUGUGCGUCAGUCUUUCUUGGUCCCUGUGAUCGCGCGACACGCAGAGGUUGACAUGCCUGUCACCGUCUCGGAAACAGAGACAAAGAACUCGGACGAAGCUGAUAGGGUGGAAUGGAGAGACACGGACGACAUGACGCAGGUAACUCUUGCGACAGGGACACAAGGCGAAGUGACGUAUUCUAAUGCAGCAUUCCUUCAAAGCCAUUUGUCGUUCAUGCAAGACGAGCAGGGCCAGUGGCGCUGUCUAGACAAGGAUGAAAAUUUGGUCAUGGCUGAGUGGGAGAAUGACAUCAUGCACGCAUCGGCUAAGGUUCUCUGUGAGGGCCAACCCGACAAAUUUUCUAUUUUGAAUGUGGGAUUUGGCCUUGGCAUUAUUGAUGAAGCUAUCCAAUCGUAUCGCCCCGGGCGUCAUGUUAUUAUUGAGCCUCAUCCAGAUGCGCUCGCUUUCAUGCGCGAACGCGGCUGGGACCAGCGCGAGGGCGUUGAAAUAUUCGAGGGAACAUGGGAGCAGUUUUUGCUACCGGAGAAUGAUGAAGACGGCAGCAUUGCCAUGAAGCUGGGAACGUUCGAUGCUGUCUAUUUUGAUACGUACUCACAAGAUUACCAAGUUCAUGGUCUAGCGGCUACGAACCCCUUCUUCUACAGCGUGUAUACGCGCGUAGCAGAACUAGAUUUGCAUGAGAUUGGGCUCACGACAGAGUGGCAAACGCUUCGUAUGCAAGUGGAAGAGAACACCUGGAAGGGUGUCAAACGCAAAUACUGGACAUUGGACGAUUAUUACCUGCCAGUGUCUCGUAUGCAGCUUGUUGACUAA